CUAAGGUACAUAUGUCAUAUGACAUAUGCAAGCCUUGAGUAAUGGUUGUAUGUGUAUAUGCAUAUAUUUACUUAGAAGGUAGGUUAGGACGAUAAGAUAGAAGCUCGAAGUUUGAAAGGUCCGUGCUUCGAACUUUUGCGCGUUGCGUGUUCCCGUCACGACCAAGCUCUGUUAGUUGCAGCACAACGUACAACUUCAAACCUUGGAAUAUUAAACUCGUCCAGCAAUCCUCCAGGUUCACCAUAGCAAGCGUUACCUACUGUCAACGAUCUUCAAUUAUCAUCCAAACCCCCCGAUUCCUUUUUUUAUAGAAUACACAUUUUCAUGAGAUUGAUUGAAUAUCAACAUACGAAAUGACAGACUACGACAGAGGACGAUCAGGUGGCGGCCACCACAAUCGCAAGCGGCGUUACAGAGACGACGAUGACCAUGACCGCCGACCGCAGCGACGACGCUUUGAUGCGCCGCUUCCCGUGCGUAUACGCAAAAAGCUUCUAGGUCUUGCCGAAUCACCUGUGCGACGCUGGCAUGAGGAGGUUCAAUCUAUUGCCCACGUCGUUGCCGAUAACUAUGAGGAUCAAGAGCUUCGUACCAACUUCCUAGAAUUGAUCCCACAGAUGCUCGUUGAGCAACCGCUCAAGACUCCGUUCGUUGCGGCUGUAGUACUUGUCAUCAACACUCUAAAGCCUGAGAUUGUAGAUGAACUCCUUGGUGCCGUCGUCAAUUCGACCGGGGAGAAGGUGAGAGUGGGUGAAUGGCGAGACGUGAAGUUAUAUCUCAAGUUCCUAGCAUGCCUACAGAGCUGCUUGGAGGGCGACGGCUUAUUCCCACUACUUGAAGAGCUUUUCAGUCGAGCCGUUGACCUCCAGACUGCCAGCUCCGAUGACACAAUUGGUACCGAACUCGUCAAGAUCAUUCUUCUCACGAUACCAUAUAUAAUGUCGACCGCGCCUGCCCGGUGGCAGCAGAAGGCGGCUGAGCUCAUGGACAAAACUGACGUUAUUGCUUCCGAGCCGCAUGCUUUACAAGUCCUCAUCGAUCCCUACCAUGCCGAGGAAGGCACCGAGAGUCCGACCGCGAAUAUGAGUGUAAUUGGUCUCCUCCAAAAACAGCUCCAAAACGAGGCAGCGAACGGUUGGGGUUUAUCUUGUCUGCCAAGACCGUGGCAGAUGCCUCCCGAGGAAGCUGAACAGCAAGACAAACUGGACAACGCACAAAAGCAUGCCUUGCCGAGCAUUUCCAUUCCAGAGAAGGUUGUCGCUGGUCCUCGCCCCCUAUUCCCCGAGAUCUACUUCUCGGUCUACGUCAAUCAGGAAAUCGAAUCAGUUCCUCCUGUUAGCAAUAUCGCCUCAUGUUUGAUUCGGGACGCGCUCCUCGACACCAUCAACGUCCUAGACUUUAACCGUGGUGCCACGGCGCGCUUCCUGAUAGAUGUCGACUGUUAUUUUGCUCCUGGCACAUUUAUUAAACGUGCCACGCCAUUCGACCGACUUCGGGAUGUUGAAGAGGACAGGUCAACUUGGAAGCCAGAGGAUGUCGCGGUCGACGCAGUCUUUUCGCAGUUAUUUGCGCUUCCAACGCCAGAGCACAAGCUAGUUUACUACCACUCGGUCCUUACAGAGGCAUGCAAGAUUGCACCUGGAGCCGUCGCUCCUAGUCUGGGUCGGGCUAUCAGAUAUUCUUACCAAAACAUCCACCGUCUGGAUAUGGAGCUCUGUUACCGUUUCUUAGACUGGUUCACUCAUCAUCUCAGCAACUUCGGCUUCAUGUGGAAGUGGAUUGAGUGGGUAGAGGAUGUCGACCUCCCUGAUAUGCACCCACGCAAGGCUUUCAUCCUAGGUGCUUUGGAUAAGGAGAUACGUCAUAGCUUUGCCCAACGUAUCAAGGGAACACUUCCCGAGCCUUAUCAGGCACUUAUUGGUCCUGAGAAGGAGCAAGAUAUGCCAAAAUUCAAGUACAACGAUGAUCAUACGCCAUUUGCCACGGAAGGCAAGGAAAUUGCCGCUCUUCUCAAGCGCAAGGCUCCAGAUGAGGAGAUUCAGCCCAUUGUUGAUCGUAUACAUUCCGCGGCCUUAGAUCAAUCCAUUGAUCCUCUCGUUUCCAGUACGGAUGUCUUUAUGACUGCAGUUUGCUGGGUAGGGUCCAAAUCGCUAUCACAUGUUCUCGCUUGUAUCGAGCGUACGAAGGACAGGCUUCUCGAUGCUGGAGCGGCAUCCGAGGCUGCGAGGGCACAGAUUAUUACCGCAGUCAUGGCCUACUGGUCUGCACACCCAGGCGUCGCCAUCACCAUCAUCGAGAAGUUGCUCAACUACUCGAUCAUCACACCCGGUGCAGUCAUCGAUUGGGCCCUAAUAAGUGACCGUGCAGGACCAUCUGGUCAAGCCCUUAGCAAAGCCUGGGUCUUCGAGCUAGUAUUCAGUACCGUGGUAAAGGUGACCAGUCGCCUGAGGCAAGUGGUUAGCGGUGGUGUCACCGAAGCCACCGAUGAAGAAGUGGCCGGUAUGCGUGAGCUUUUCAAGAACAUGGAGGAUGCCUUGAUCAGCUGGGCUCAAGGAACCAAGGACCAGAUGAUGGAUCCUGUGGUGUCUGAUGACGGGGAGGACCUCGUGAAGCGUUGGGGCGAAAGAUGGCUCCGAGUGUUCCGGCGACGAUCAGCCAUUGAGGAGGCGUUUUUGCAGGAGAAACUGGUCUCUCAGUGAGAAACAAGUGUAGGGGUUCUGCAAUAUAUUCAACCUAAACCCGGUGUUAGCCCAGAUUGAUCUGGGACAAGGGCGUCAUAGCAUAUGCUCAAUGCAAAGGAAAGCAUUUCCGCCCUACGUUUAGGAGUGUACGAGAUAGAUUAAUUGAUUCUGGCAUGAACAAGA
This is a messenger RNA of Hypoxylon fragiforme, 2864 nucleotides long. RefSeq names its product MIF4G like-domain-containing protein. Gene Ontology annotation, cellular component: nucleus; nuclear cap binding complex. NCBI's taxonomy places the organism in Eukaryota, Fungi, Ascomycota, Sordariomycetes, Xylariales, Hypoxylaceae. Gene Ontology annotation, molecular function: RNA cap binding; mRNA binding. The record is from RefSeq and is a predicted model, not a curated record. The transcript has 4 exons. The coding region runs from base 354 to 2699 and encodes 781 amino acids. Gene Ontology annotation, biological process: nuclear-transcribed mRNA catabolic process, nonsense-mediated decay; mRNA export from nucleus.